Messenger RNA from Procambarus clarkii (red swamp crayfish), 1414 nucleotides. RefSeq names its product ribonucleoside-diphosphate reductase subunit M2. Gene Ontology annotation, molecular function: ribonucleoside-diphosphate reductase activity, thioredoxin disulfide as acceptor. The record is from RefSeq and is a predicted model, not a curated record. NCBI's taxonomy places the organism in Eukaryota, Metazoa, Arthropoda, Malacostraca, Decapoda, Cambaridae. Gene Ontology annotation, cellular component: cytosol. Gene Ontology annotation, biological process: deoxyribonucleotide biosynthetic process.
AUUUAAGGAUUUAUCUUAGCUGGAGUGAAGUCAGAGUGUGCCCGGCCAGACAUAAGUGAGGGUGUGGAAACGGUUUAAUCUAUCGUACAUUUCAAAAUGCCAGCUAACGUACUUUCAGAGAGGCUGAACAAUGUUACUAUUGAAGACAAGGAAAAUCAGGUCUCGAGUCCAAAGGCGAACAAAACAUCUAUCCUGAAAGAGAAGGUUCCAAAACAGACUGUUAAAGCGAGUCAUGCUAAGGUUGUUGCAAUUGACAGGGAGGCUGAACCCCUCUUGAGAGAGAACCCGGGACGUUUUGUCAUCUUCCCCAUCAAAUAUCAGGACAUCUUUCAAAUGUACAAGAAAGCUGUGGCAUCAUUCUGGACAGUUGAAGAAGUGGACUUGUCUAAGGAUCUUGGAGACUGGGAGAAGCUUAAGGAUGAGGAACGCCACUUCAUUUCUCAUGUCCUUGCAUUUUUUGCUGCUUCUGACGGUAUCGUUAAUGAAAACCUUGUAGAACGUUUCUGCCAAGAAGUACAAGUACCAGAGGCAAGGUGCUUUUAUGGCUUUCAGAUUGCCAUUGAAAAUAUUCAUAGUGAGAUGUAUAGUCUGCUUAUAAACACAUACAUAAAAGAUUCACAAGAGCAGAGCAGAUUAUUUAAUGCUAUUGAAACAUUGCCAUGUGUUAAGAAGAAGGCUGAUUGGGCUUUAAGGUGGAUUGCCAAUGACACUGCUACAUAUGCAGAACGUAUUAUUGCCUUUGCAGCAGUAGAGGGCAUUUUCUUUAGUGGCUCAUUUGCUGCAAUCUUUUGGAUGAAGAAGCGUGGUUUAAUGCCAGGCCUGACCUUCAGUAACGAACUUAUCUCUAGGGAUGAGGGAUUACACACUGAUUUUGCUUGCUUGAUGUUUAAGCAUUUGGUGAACAAGCCAGAUCAGGAACACAUACAGUCUAUCAUUGACAAUGCUGUGCAGAUUGAGCAAGAAUUCCUGACCGAUGCCCUUCCAGUGAACCUUAUUGGCAUGAACUGUGAACUAAUGCGACAGUACAUCGAAUUUGUUGCUGACCGGCUUCUCCAUGAGCUUGGCUGCAAGAAACUUUACAAUGUCGAAAACCCAUUUGACUUCAUGGAAAAUAUCUCUUUAGAAGGAAAAACUAAUUUCUUUGAGAAGAGAGUAGGUGAAUACCAAAAAUGUGGUGUAAUGAACUCUACAGAACAGCGUAGCUUCACAUUGGAUGCAGAUUUUUAAUAUAAGGAUCUACUUUUGCGAAGAAUGAAAGUAUUGUAGAAGCUUUUAUACUGUACUUUGUUUUUAUACUUCUUAUUUGGUUAAAAUGAAAUUUAAGUCAGUGUACACAAUUGACAAUCGUAAUGAAAUGUAUAUUUUGUAUAUCUCUAGUUUUUACUUCAUACAAUAAAUAUUUAUGCUUUUUUUA